Molecule: messenger RNA, 2227 nt
Organism: Pangasianodon hypophthalmus (striped catfish)
Lineage: Eukaryota; Metazoa; Chordata; Actinopteri; Siluriformes; Pangasiidae
Gene: serinc2
Product: serine incorporator 2
Exons: 10
Coding region: 101-1480 (459 amino acids)
Cellular component (GO): membrane
Source: RefSeq, a predicted model, not a curated record
GACCAAUCACUGCCGCGCUGUUGAGUUUUACUUCAUCUGUUGUUGAAACGAGAAAACUUCCGUACUUUAUAGCUUUCCUGCUGUUUGACGCAUUAAAAAAAUGGGCGCUUGUAUGGCUUUAUGCUCUCUGGCGAGCUGCGCAUCCUGUCUGUGUGGCUCUGCUCCAUGCCUGUUAGCAGGAUGUUGCCCCUCCGCUUUCAGCUCCACCAUCACACGCCUGGCUUUCUCCUUCUUCCUGCUGCUCGGCACCCUCGUGUCCAUCAUCAUGAUCCUGCCGGGAAUGGAGACUCACCUGGAACAGAUACCUGGAUUUUGUGAAAAAGGCAUGUCCAUACCUGGCUUUGAAGGAAAGGUAAAUUGCGAGGUUAUUGUUGGCUAUAAGUCCGUGUACAGGAUGUGUUUCGCUUUGGCCUGCUUUUUCCUCCUCUUCUCCAUCAUCAUGAUCCGAGUGCGCACCAGCAAGGACCCACGUGCCUCCAUUCAGAACGGAUUCUGGUUCUUUAAGUUUCUAAUCCUGGUCGGAAUAACUGUAGGAGCUUUCUACAUCCCAGAUGGCACAUUUAACACAGUGUGGUACUAUUUUGGUGCGGUUGGCUCCUUUAUCUUCAUCCUGAUGCAGCUGAUUUUGCUGGUGGAUUUUGCUCACACAUGGAACCAGAGUUGGUUGGAAAAUGCCGAGAAUGGCAACAGCAAGUGCUGGUAUGCAGCUCUGUUGUCCUUUACUUUCAUUCACUACGCAUGUGCCUUUGCUGCGAUGGUGCUGUUUUACGUGUACUACACACAGCCUGAUGACUGCACUGAACACAAAGUUUUCAUCAGCCUGAACUUUAUCUUCUGCGUCAUAGUGUCUGUCGUCUCGAUUCUCCCUAAAGUACAGGAAGCUCAGCCUGCCUCAGGUCUGCUGCAGUCCUCUCUCAUCUCUCUGUAUACCAUGUAUCUCACCUGGUCUGCUAUGAGCAACAACCCCAACCGGAAAUGUAACCCCAGCCUGCUACAGCUGGUUACCAACAACCCCACCACCACCGCUGCCCCGGCCCCCACCAUCCCCCCUGGGCAAGUCCAGUGGUGGGAUGCGCAAGGAAUUGUGGGAUUGGUCAUCUUCCUGUUUUGCACACUCUAUGCCAGCAUCCGAUCAUCCAAUAACUCUCAGGUGAAUAAGUUGAUGCAGACGGAGGAGAGGCAGGAGUUGGCGCUGGACAAGGACGCAGAAGUGGGGGAAGAUGGAGUGAGACGUGCUGUGGAUAAUGAAGAGGAUGGAGUGAGCUACAGUUACUCUUUCUUCCACUUCUGCCUCAUCCUGGCUUCUCUUUACAUCAUGAUGACCCUCACCAACUGGUAUCAGCCUGACACAGACUACAAGUCCAUGAAGAGCACUAUGCCUGCAGUGUGGGUGAAGAUCAGCUCGAGCUGGCUGGCCUUGGCGCUAUACCUCUGGACUCUUGUGGCUCCUCUGAUCCUCACCAACCGAGACUUCAACUAGACAGCAAAGAAAUCAUUCCACCACCAGUUCUUGUCCGUUUGACCUCAUCCAUGUGGUAUACUAAAACUUACACCUAGCAUCUUUCUUUCUUUUGAAAAACAUGUUUCCAGGAAGGAAAUUCAUAACUAUACUAUACCUGAAUCAAACAUGUAAUCGGAUCGAAACAACCCAGAUUGUACACUACAGGCCUGCUUUUUGAUGAGGAGAAUCAGCUGGCAGGAUAAUUUGGCUCAAUAUCAGCCGUAAUGUAUGAUAAUCUAAGAGAUUUUGUCUAGGACUGUGAGAAAAUACAUCCAAAGUAGAAUCCAAAGAAGUCAAAAUCAAUAACCUGAUUUUUCCAUUGCCUCAAAUGUGCUGUCUAAUAUUCACUUAACUCUAAGAGUCUUUUAUUAUUAAAAAGUGUAUGAAGCUCUGAGAAGGACACUAUGCUUGUUAAUAUACAAAAAAAAAAAAAAAAUCACAUGUAAGAGCUAAAACAAUCAUGCUGUACACAGGUUAAGUUUUCAUUGUUUUCACUCUGAUCAGUAAUGUCAAAUCACACCUGCUCUGUGGUGUUAGUAAAAUGUUCCUUAAGAGAUGUUUUUGUAGUACACUUUGACCAAAGAGAAAGCAAGUGCUUUUUAUACUGAAUUUUUUACUUUGAAGGAACAAAAUUGUGGGUUUUACACUGAUUUUACUUGUAUUUUAUUCUGCAGAAAAUAUUAUUAAAGCUUUUCACUGUAUAUUUUUCUUGAUUAUUCAUGUUAA